Emiliania huxleyi CCMP1516 is the source of this 165-nucleotide messenger RNA. RefSeq lists its product as hypothetical. The transcript has 2 exons. Bases 1 to 165 code for a protein of 54 amino acids. Lineage: Eukaryota; Haptophyta; Isochrysidales; Noelaerhabdaceae. The record is from RefSeq and is a predicted model, not a curated record.
AUGAUCGCCGAGUAUCGCCUAAUAUCGCGCAAUAUCGCGCAAUAUCGCGCAAUAUCGCGCAAUAUCGCGCAAUAUCGCGCAAUAUCGCGCAAUAUCGCGCAAUAUCGCGCACCCUCGCCCCGGCGGCGGCUUAAAAGGGUGGGCCCUGGGGCGCCUGCGGCUUAA